CAGGAGUUAAAGUUCCUUCAGUCGGACAGUUGACAGAAGCAACUGUGUAAAAGCUGUUCAUUGACGACAAAAGGCAAGAGUCCUGCCUCCGUCGACAGCUCAACCAAUCCCAGCGUGUGGAGCAGACGAGCCUUCAGCAGCCUUCCCCAAAUCUACUCUUAAAGCCCACAAGACAAGAUCGUGUGACAGCAGCGUAAUACUACAGAGAGGAGAGCAUGAUCUGCCAUGAGACACUUCAUGUCUCAAGGGCACAUUUAACGGCUAAUGAAGCAUUCUUCAGCAAAGAGAAACGGAUCGUACUAGAACUUUAAACAGCGAGGAUUAAUGCGCGUGAUUUAGAGAGACAGAGAAAAACCGGAAUCAUUAAUAGCAGGGAACUGUACAAGUGGCCGCCGUGCUACGGACAGGCAGUAGCCAGGAAUGGUGGAUCACUUGCUGCUUGAUGCAGAGACUUUCUUUCCUUACACUUUUUUGCUGCCAGCCCACAACCCAUCGGAUAUGGUGACAGACGAGGGGGUGUACCAUAUGCUUCCAUCUCCAUUCUCAGAGGAUAACCUGAGUGACUCAUCUAGCCCACGUUCCUGUUCCAGCCCUGAGUCUCAGGUGUUGGGCUCUAGUUGUGGGAGUAACUCAAGUGGAGAAAGCCAAGAUGGCCUCCUUGACUUCCUUCACUCUCAGUCCCUGACUUUGAGCCAAAACUCACUCUCUUCUAGCACGGUAUCUGCCAUGGUCCCUCCUGUCCUUCCCAUGGGUCUGGCUUGGGAGUCACGACGGGACCGCACCACCAAAGAGGAGUGCUUCGAGUUCCCUGUUUUCCCUGGAGAUUUGGAGGACCAUGCGGGGCUACUGUUUCAGCCCACUCUGGAGGAGAUCGAAGAGUUCCUGGAGGAGAACAUGGAAGUGGUGGCCUUAAAGGAGGAAGCCGGUGAGGGUCUAGUCACCUGUACGAGCAUCCAAGGAGCUGCAUCAGAACCUUGGGCUCAAAGCUCAGACCAAACAGUGCCUGUUUCAAGUGACAUAGUCAAUGCCAUUUCUGAUCCAAAAAGUGGACAAUCCACAGUAGGGGCCUCCACAAAUCCUCAAAGCUCGCUGAAAAAGGAGGACUCUUCUGGGAAGGUUGUGGUGGUGGAGAAUCCUAGCAUGCCUGUGAUCCUACAGCUCCAGCCCAUUCAAGUGAAACAGGAAUUGAGCCCUAAAACAGCCCCCUCGCCACCAACACCACAACCUGCCUCAGACAUCAAAAUAACCCAGCUCCUUGUCAACAUCCAGGGUCAAACUUUUGCCCUGGUACCUCAGGUGAUCCCACAAGCCAGCCUUAACAGCUCUUCCUCCAAAUUUGUCCGUAUUGCCCCUGUUCCCAUUGCCGCUAAGCCCUUAGGUCUUGGGGAGAAUGGAACAGGUGAUGGCCAGGGCUCAGGGCUUGUAGUUGGGGGUCACAAAUUCCAAAAGAGCUCAGUAGCUGAUCUUAUAAAAAUGCACAAGUGUACUUUUCCUGGCUGUGCCAAGAUGUACACCAAGAGCAGCCACCUGAAGGCCCACCUGAGGAGACACACAGGCGAGAAACCAUUUGCCUGCACUUGGCCUGGCUGUGGCUGGAGAUUCUCCCGGUCGGACGAGCUGUCACGGCAUCGUCGGUCUCACUCUGGAGUUAAGCCCUACCAGUGCCCCGUCUGCGAGAAGAAAUUUGCCCGCAGCGAUCACCUGUCCAAACACAUCAAAGUCCAUCGCUUUCCACGAAGCAGCAGGACAGCGCGCACUGCACACUGACCCCACACAACCCCCCGCCAUGGAGAGAGAUAGAGAUAGAAACGGACGAACAAAAGAAAGAGAGAGAGAGAGAGAGAAGGACAGAAUAAUUUGUGGUACUGUGAUAAUUUAUUACGUGAGGCUCAGAUGAACUGAAGAAGAGUUUGUUCUGAAACUGUUACUUGACUUGUCGGCCUCACAGAUGUUGUAAGCUUCGUAGAUUGUAUUUUUGUAGUGUUCAUGAUUGUUUUCUAUGUUCCAAGAACAAAUUUUUUUGCAACAUGUAACGUUCAAAGUAUUUUUUGUUGUACUUUGAGGUAUGAAUUGUUGAUGUAUCUGCCAGUCAUCAACAUUCCUUGUUCAGUAUCAUGAUAAAGUCACUUCUUUUGCCAAUGCAACGUGUUUAGCUCCUCUAAACCAAAAAAAAAAUAAUAAUAAUAAUAAAACUCGGGUUCAUUUGAACUACUGAUCGGUAGGACUGUGCCAUUAUAAGCUACUGGCAAACAAGGAGGCAAACAACAUCCUCUUGACUUUUAGUUGUAUACUGUGAAAUGCCUCUCGGACAGACCAUAGAGCGAAUCAAUGGAAGUCAAAACACGCACAUUUGUCGUAUGUGAAUUGGCCUUUUGAUCAGUAUUGAAUUUCUUUCCCUGAUGUUGUUCAAUACAUAACCUUUCUUCAUUUCAUUCUUCAUUCUUGUCAUUUCAUUGGUUGCUUUCAUUAAAAAAAAAAAAAGGCCUUCCAGGCCUUUCUCUAAUCUAAAUGUUUGCAGCUGGGGCCAAGGCAUUUGUGGUUAAGUGCUUGCGGUUAGAAAAUAUUUUCGACAGCAAUGCAACACAUUUCAUAUCUGAGAAAUCCGAUGAUCCAAGCGAGUCAGUUGAUAGCUAAGCUAGGUCAAAACAGACGUAUCAGCCCUUUCUAACCUGCCUCAAACAGUACUUUUGACCUGGGACUACUUCACGAUCUGCCAAUAUGUCUCUGCGAGACAAGCUUGAAUGACAGAAACUGGAAUUGCAAGGUGCUAACCCGCCUCAACCGCAAGCUCCCGCACAGGGGACACUUGCAGGUCAAAUCCUCAUGCUUGGGAAAUGUAGUCUGGAACUCAUCUGGAGUUCAAACAGGACAUUCUUCAUGGGAACUGUAGUCAUGGACACAGCUUGACUACUGAUAGGGCAUGCUGACCAUGUGUUCGCUAAAGAAUGCGUGUAAUAUCCAGUGGGGGUGCUGAUAGUUAGUGCUAACAUUUAACGAAAUUAUACCGUGUUGUAUAAUUGGAUUUUUAGGAGAGCUUCGGAUCAACCUUGGCAAUGCUAUCUGUUCUAUGCAAUCUGUUUUUGCCAAAACAAUAGCCCGAAUGGAAAAACUACAAAGUUACCCAGAGUGCCUCAGGUGAUGAAUCAACUUGUUGCUCUUUGUGCUGCGCCAACAUGCACAACAGCCAGCGGCACCUAUAGAUCAUCCACGUGCAUAUAUAUAUAUAUAUAUAUAUAUAUAUAUAUAUAUAUAUAUAUAUAUAUAUACACGUAUAGUGUGAUGACAGGAACUCUAGAGUUUAAAGAACCAAUCUUCUCUUCUGGUUCUCUACUUGCGCUCUGAUUUGACUGUGGUUUAGAGGAACACGUAGAAAUGAUUAUAGUUUCGUUUUGCUGCUCUGCUUAUAAUAUUUAGCAACUGUUGUGGUCAGGAAAUCUGAUCUCAGAUCAGAUAUCACAUAGCAGAACGAAACUAGAACCACUCAGACCUCUCGCAAACCAGAAGAUUCCUCUAGGAAUGAAGGAAACACAUUUGUCUACAUACAGUAUAUGAAUGUUUUGCUGCUGUUUGUGCCUGUUUUAAUAUACAAACCAGUGCCAAACAUGUUUUUGUUGAAACCAUGCAAAGAGUCCGUGAUUGGUUCCAUUGUUCACUCGCUUAAAUCACAGUAAAAUUACGUCAGACACCCAG
Messenger RNA from Megalobrama amblycephala (Wuchang bream), 3690 nucleotides. It is a transcript of the gene klf15, whose product is annotated as Kruppel-like factor 15. The record is from RefSeq and is a predicted model, not a curated record. Bases 421 to 1767 code for a protein of 448 amino acids. Gene Ontology annotation, biological process: regulation of transcription by RNA polymerase II. Gene Ontology annotation, molecular function: RNA polymerase II cis-regulatory region sequence-specific DNA binding; DNA-binding transcription factor activity, RNA polymerase II-specific. The transcript is spliced from 3 exons. NCBI's taxonomy places the organism in Eukaryota, Metazoa, Chordata, Actinopteri, Cypriniformes, Xenocyprididae.